AAUACUUUCCGGGUAGCAGGCUCUCUCCAGCUGAGCAUAGUUAGCCUGUAGGCUAAAUGUGCUAACAUGGUAAAACAGUAGAGACGUCGUGACAAAGACGUCUUACUUUUUGCAUUUAAUUUUUCCUUCUUUGAUUCGUUAAUGUGAGGAAAAUGUCCGGGUUUCAGGAUGUGAUGCUGCAGACAGCAGGUUGGUUUUCUGUCCUGGUGAUAUUUCAGGGAGCCGAGCUUUUAGCCACAGCUAGUUAAUAAAAUCACUGAGUUUACUAAACUGAAAGAGUCGUUAAUGGUUGUGCUGUAACGAUUAUAAAGUGCCUGACGGGGCUUCACGUAUAGAUUUAAUAAAUAUGUAGCCUGAAGCUCCGUUACAGCAUGGCAAGUAUAAAACACCAUUCAUUCACAGAGCUAUUCAAACUGAUCUAUCUAUCUAUCUAUCUAUCUAUCUAUCUAUUUUGACAGCUUUGGCAAGCAUUUCAUGCAUUUAAAUCUGCUACUUUUGACAAUUAAUAUUUUUCCCAGAUAUCAUUCUAUCUUCCCCAUCAGAAGUGUACUGCUCAACACAAGGAAGGGUAAUGCAAUAUUCAAACAAAAUAAAACUACAAUAUAUAAUUGAAAUGACAAACUCUAAAAUUCUCAAAUUACAGAUAGUGUAACAUUUUAGAAUAGCUUUAUAGGCUGUCCUUUGAAGUAUCAGGGUGUCUUUUGUCCUUUGACUUAAGUGUCCUUUAAGUCUGUAGGCUGGCAACUGUCUUGUUCUUGGCAUGACCAAAAAUAAAUAAAUAAAUGAAAAUCAAGUUAGAGCAGCUGCAAACAAUUUCACACCUCAGUGAAAUAAAACUGACAGGAGAAUACCACUAAACAUUUUGCUUCUGCUCAACUUAACAAAGAACCAACUCUCACAUUCAAUUACAGAACAAUAUGUCGAAGUGAUUAUAAAGUAGAGGAGAGUGGGGUAAGUUGGGCCAACUCCUGUUGCUUAAAAAUGGUCAAAGAAAUUGAUCAUGUGACCAAAUAUUUAGGAGAUGAACAUCAAUUCAUGGAGUCUGUGAAGGUUAGAAGCACAUGGGUGAAGGGGUUAGACAUUUAUUUAAAAAAAAAACAAAAAAACAUUUUUCACUCUUGAAAGGGAAUUUAGUCUGUCAUAAGUUUUAAUAAAAUUGUGUUCAGAACAAAAAAAGGUAAUUUUAAAUUUGUUUUAUACAUCAAUUAUGGUAUCUAUGAGCUACAACUUGAGGUCAACUUACCCCAUGUGGUAAGUUGACCAUAGGAGACCACUUUUUUGGCAUGCUAUAUUAUCAAGACAGUUAUAUUUACACUCAUUCUGUUGGUUUGCAGGGAUGCACAACAUCUUGAAAUAUAUGAAGAUACACUAGUUAGAGACAAAACUAUGAUUGCCCUGAUGUAGUGAUCUGAAAUAUGAAAAAUAGCUCAUCACACCCCACUCUCCCCUGAUGAUCGGAACAGCACCAGUCUGCAGCUGCCUGUCGUAGCCAGGACAGUAUUAAAAAAAAGUUCUGGAGCAAUGCUUGAGAAAGUUUGAUGUAAAAUGUGAAAACUAAAACCGUUUAAUUUUGAUAACUUUGUCCUGCAGACAUCCAGCAGGUAUUGGUGAUCAAGGAGGAGCUUUACGAUGAGGAACAGGAGAGAAACCCCUCAGUGGAUCAAGAGGACACUGAGCCCCCACUUAUUAAAGAGGAACAGGAGGAACUGUGGAACAAUCAGGAGAGUGAGCAGCAUCAAAGCCUUGAGAGGGCCGAUACAUCCAAGUUCCUGUACAUGCCAGUUUCUGUGAAGAAUGAAGACAAUGAUGAGAAACCUCAGUACUUACGUCUUGAUCAAAAACAAGCUAAACAAAUGGAAACAGAAGCUGAUGGAGAGUACUAUGACAGAGCGGAAUCAACCAGGACUUCAGAUCCACAGAGGCAUUUAACUGAGACUGAGGCCAAGACUGAAGAAUUUUCUGAACCUGGUACUGGAGACACUGACAGUUAUUGGCAGGAGACAGAUGAGCAUCAAUCAGCAGUGAAAAAUAUGCAAAAUAAAAGACCAAAUACUGACAAGAAAUCACACAGCUGUGCUGAGUGUGGUAAAACAUUCACAGAGAAACGUAAUCUGACCAGACACUUGAAGAUUCACACAGGAGAGAAACCUUUCAGCUGCUCGGAGUGCAGUAAAAGAUUUAGCCAGGAAGUGGAACUGAACUCACACAUGUUAGUUCACACAGAAGAGAAACCUUUCAGCUGCUCUGUCUGUAGUAAAAGCUUCACAGAAAAAUGGAAUCUGACCAGACACUUGAGGAUCCAUACAGGGGAGAAACCUUUCAGCUGCUCUGAGUGUGGUAGAAAAUUUAACCAGAAAGUUGAACUGACAUCACACAUAUUAGCUCACACGGGAGAGAAACCUUUCAGCUGCACUGUAUGUAGUAAAACAUAUUACCGAAAAGCAAAUCUCAGAUCACAUAUGAAAAAUCACGGAGAAGAGAAACCCUUUAGCUGCUCUGAGUGUGGUAAGGGAUUUAAACACAAAGUCAGUUUGACCACACACAUGUUGGUUCACACAGGAGAGAAACCCUUCAGCUGCUCUGUCUGUAGUAAAAGAUUUUACCAAAAAUGGCAUAUGACCUCACACAUGUGGGUUCAUACAGGAGAGGAACCCUUCAGCUGCCCUUUCUGCAGUAAAAAGUUUUACCUUAAGGGACAUUUCAGCUCUCAUAUUUUGAUACACACUGGAGAGAAGCCCUUCCACUGUACUGAGUGCAGCAAAACCUUUAACAGGAAAGACAGCCUUACCAGACAUAUGCUGGUUCACACUGGGGAGAAACCCUUUAACUGCAGUUUUUGUGACCAGGGAUUCUCUUUGUCCAAUCAGUUAAAAAACCACAAGUGUCUUGGCAGUCGGGAUUUAGAGCUUCACCACAUCCAGACUGAGAGAAAAGACAGGGGUAAAAAGAAAAACAAGAAAGGGGAAGCAAAAACCAGAGCUGAUGGAGAGGACUGUGGAGGACCAGAACCAGCCAGAGAUUCAGAUCUAGAGAGACAUUUACAAAGUGGGACUGUUAAAACUGAAGACUCCUCAGAACCUGAGACUGAAGACAGUGAUGAUUGGAAAGAAACCAGAGAACUGCAGCCAGGUUUAGACUGAGUUAUUGAUGAGUUUCUGCUAAUGAUUUAAGAUGGGUUAGAUUCAACUAGAGCCACUUCCCAAAGAGACAAAAACCCCAGUAUUUGCGACAAAUGAUUGUUUGGUAUGUGGCAUUGCAAUAUACAGAUACAGAUACAAAUUGUGACAUCUGAUCCUUUUUGAUGAUAUGGGGUUAAAAUUCCAGAAACAUGAGAGUAAAACACUGAUUGCUCUUAUUUUAAUAUCUUCAACUAAUAUUUCCUCUGCUACAACAACUUUGUUUUUGAUGCUGUUGCACAGUAAUUAACAUGGGUUCAGCUGAUACUGGAUAUUUUGUUGACAUUUUAAUUAUAAUUUUGUUUAUUUGUUAAACUCAUACAAUUAACAUGAAACAGUAACAAAAAGAUAUAAAAUGAUGCCUUGGCAGUUUGUCUUGCUGGUGUAAAACAAAUGUAUUAAAGUAUUGUGGUUUUAUAGUGUAGGGUCAUGAAUACAAGAUGACAGGGCUCAAAGUUUUCUAUUAAACAAGUCUUAUCAGACUGUGGUAGUUCUGUAAUGGGACCCGCUGAACUUGCCAAGAAGACCUUAGACAUUUAACACAAAGUAAAGUUCAUAGAUGGUGUUCUGUCUCAUUGUAUUCUAAUGGUUUAUGUAUAUGGACUUUUUUAAUGCAAGGUUACAAAUAAGCUGUCCUAAGAACUUUUUGCUACCCAACCUACCCAGAGACGUUAAAGGAAACAGGUUUACAGAAGUUGGACACCUUUGCUGGUCCCAAUGUGCUGGUCCAAAAGAUAGAUCUCAAAAACCAAAAUAUUAAUAUGAAAAUUUUUUUUAGAUAACUGAACCAGACAUGAAGGUGGGACGAUUUUGAUAUGGCCCGAACACAGCACAGUUAAGUCUCUGAACAGAAUCAGAAUCAUAAGUCAUUACACCUGCUUCCAAAAAUACAAACGUUAAUGAAAGAGAAUAGAAGUACAGAUGAAGUAAGGAUUAAUAAGAAAUUACAAUGGUUAAUACAGGUGUGUAAAAUAUUAGAAAUAAAGCUAUUUACAAAGCAGAGUAAACCAACAGAAUGAGUGUAAACAUAACUGUCUUGAUGAUGUAGCAUGUAAGUUGAGUCGUAUCCCUACAACCCCCCACUCUCCACCCUAGCCCUCCCUAAAUAACAGUCACUUCUUCACGUUCAUGUGUAUUUUUGUCUAUUAUACGCUAUUCAACUGGCACAAUAAUUCUUAUCAUUAUUGCAUAUAACUGCUGAAAAGCUGUUUGUAAAAAGCCAUUUUAACAUGAGACUGUCUUUAAGUGAUUCAGAACAUUCACAGCUGUAUUUUUGAAAAGAAAAAGUAAUACAUUUCAACAAUCUGAACUGAAACUCUGAUCCUCUCAUCAGACUCCUUUACUUUCUCAGUUUAGCCACUGGCUCAACUUACCCCAGAACUACUAUGAUGACUUUAUUAGUCCUCUAAGCUAUAAUGGUGGACUUUUAUGCUGGGUUUUUGACCUCAUAUUGUAGCUCAUAGAUACCACAAUUCUAAUUUAAAAAAACUAAUUUAAGAUUAUCUUUUUUGGUCUGAACACAAUUCUAAUAAAACUUAUGACAGACUAAAUUCACUUUCAAGAGUGAAAAAUGUUGUUUUGGAAAUAAAUGGAUUUUUUUUUUAUUUUUAUCAAGCUCCGGUGUCACACUCCAAUCCAGUUGGUGGCGGUAAUGAGUUGGUUUACGCCGUUAAACACCAACGAAGAAGAAAAGCAGCCAUAACAUUAUAGUUUCC
This is a messenger RNA of Xyrichtys novacula (pearly razorfish), 4891 nucleotides long. The record is from the annotation of a GenBank genome assembly. Lineage: Eukaryota; Metazoa; Chordata; Actinopteri; Labriformes; Labridae.